AUGAGUUCCCCAGUUCCUAUGCCAACAACCCGCCAAGUGGAGUUGCAUGAUAUGUUCAAUCACUACCUCAGUCUCGAAAGAGAUGGCCAUACUCUCGAAGCAUUGAGGUUGGCCAAUGAGCUGGUCGAGGAGGAAGGCCUGAAUCUUUACCAUGCCGCACACUUGCACAUGAAAAUGGCUAGGUUCCCCGAAGCGGGAGUCUACCAUGCCACAAUGGCUGUCAAAAUUCUCACACAGCUGAAGGGAACCGAUGAAAGCAUUGCAGACCAGUUGCAGGAGGCAUGGCAAGUCUUGCUAGAAAGGCAAAACGUCGAGAAGGACUGGAAGGAGUAUCAGAAUACUAUGCUAUUGGAAAACGGCGGAACGGAAAACCGCGAGGCGAUUCGUCAACAUCGUUAUAAUGAAUACUUUUCCAAACUCGAGCAGGAGCGACAGUCAAGAUCUGAAGGAACGGACACAGACGAGCGAAACCCUUUGUUUAACUACCCAGCUAAAAAGGGGAGGACCGCCGAUUCGGGUGGUGAGAAGGAGAAGGAGAAGGAGGAAAAGGAGUCGAAAGAUUUGUAUGAGGAGCCAAAGUUGUACUUUGCAAUGUGA
Molecule: messenger RNA, 597 nt
Organism: Fusarium oxysporum Fo47
Lineage: Eukaryota; Fungi; Ascomycota; Sordariomycetes; Hypocreales; Nectriaceae
Exons: 3
Coding region: 1-597 (198 amino acids)
Source: RefSeq, a predicted model, not a curated record